This is a messenger RNA of Danaus chrysippus (African queen), 1740 nucleotides long. NCBI's taxonomy places the organism in Eukaryota, Metazoa, Arthropoda, Insecta, Lepidoptera, Nymphalidae. The record is from the annotation of a GenBank genome assembly.
AUGUCAGUUCGUAAAAACACUAGUGUAAUUUGGCAUCACUUUAAUAAAGACACUCAAACAUUAAAAGCUACGUGUAACGAGUGUAAGGAUGUGUUAAGUUACAAAUCAUCAUCUGCCAAUUUAAAAAGCCAUUUGAGGCGAAAACAUCCGUCGACUUAUUUAUCAGUGUUCGGUGCUAAUGACCAAUCCAGUUCCACACAAAAACAACCUGACCAGGAUGAAAAUCGGUCAAGGAAGCAAGUGGAACCCAUUCCAGGAACAUCGGGUUCUUCGGUGGUUAGUCACUCGUCACUCGCACCGACGGCACCGCCUCCAACUAAACGUCAAAAAGUGAUGGACUCAUUUAUCAAUAAAAAAAUAAGCGUCGAGCAAAAAAAACAAAUUGACUCUGAUUUACUUGAUCUAUGCAUAGACUCGUUCCAUCCGUUUUCAAUUGUAGAGGAACGAGCUUUUAAAAAGUUCUGUCGAUGGAUUCCGGGGUAUACAUUACCUACAAGAAAAACGUUGUCCGGGUCUUUAUUGGAAGAAUGUUACAAUAAAGUAGAGAAUCAUGUUAGAUCUGUAGUAGCUCAAGAAGUAGAAACCAUUUGUAUAACAACAGACUUGUGGACCUCACGUGUUACGGAGAGUUACAUCGCUGUCACAGGACACUACAUAACACAGGAUUUGGAAUUGAAAACUGUUUUGUUAGGUUGUUGUAGGUUUUCUGGGAGCCACACAGCUUUAAAUAUAGCAUCUGAGCUAGAAAUUAUUUUGAACAGGUGGAAUUUAAAAGAGAAAGUAAAUUUCGCAGUGAGUGACAAUGCUGCCAAUGUAGUUAAAGGAAUUAAGGAACAUCUCGGCAUUGAGCAUUUUGGCUGUUUCGCGCACACGCUAAAUUUGAUAGUAGACGACGCCCUAGAACUACAGCAGGGCUUAAUUGAUAACAUAAAAAAAAUUGUAGCUCAUUUUAAAAGAAGCACAGUAUCGUCAGAGCGACUGGCUAAGUACCAAAUCCAACAAAAUCUACAACCUAAACGCCUCAUACAACAGGUCGAAACUAGAUGGAAUUCCGUGUUCUAUAUGAUCGAGAGGAUUGUAGAGUUGCAAGAUGCAGUGCGAUCAACAUUAGCGCUUGUUGACAGAAAUCUUCCUUUACUUUCAAGCGAAGACUGGACGACUUGCGCCCAACUUUGUCAAAUUUUACGUCCUUUCGAAGAAAUGACGAAGGCAAUGAGCGGAGAAAAAUAUUUAACAGGCAGUUCUGUAAUUAUCAUGGUACGUUGCCUCAAAGAAUCGUGCAAAAAAAUUUUAGGCAACACCGAAUUUGUAAGUUCAGUUCGUGACGUUGCCUUUAAUCUUCAGUUAGGCCUAGAAGAACGGUUCCAAAGAGUAGAACAGAGCGGUACCUUAGCCUUGAACACCUUCUUGGACCCUCGUUUUAAAACACAAGCGUUUUCUGACACAAACGAGGCUGCAAAAACAAAAGAACGGGUCAGAAAACUUGUAGCAGCUCAAAUUGCAAAACAUCAAACAAAUCCUACACCAUCCAAAUCUUCCACAGAAAAAAAGACUGACGACUACAGUCCAUGGGAUAUUUUCGAUGGUUUAAUAAAUCAAAAUGAAUCCAGUGCUACACCACUUUCUAAAGCAAUUAAAGAGGUAGACAUGUACCUAGCGGACGACAUACUGCUUCGUAGAAAUGCCAGCGGUGAAUGGAACAGUCCUUUUGUGUGGUGGAAAAAUCACCGCCAUGUUUGA